Messenger RNA from Osmia bicornis bicornis, 4884 nucleotides. RefSeq names its product nuclear factor 1 X-type (gene NfI). Gene Ontology annotation, molecular function: DNA-binding transcription factor activity, RNA polymerase II-specific; RNA polymerase II cis-regulatory region sequence-specific DNA binding. NCBI's taxonomy places the organism in Eukaryota, Metazoa, Arthropoda, Insecta, Hymenoptera, Megachilidae. Gene Ontology annotation, cellular component: nucleus. The record is from RefSeq and is a predicted model, not a curated record. Gene Ontology annotation, biological process: regulation of transcription by RNA polymerase II.
CUACUCAUGUUCAUCCCGGACACACUGAGGAGCUGCAUGGUGGAACCGGAUGUCUCGACUUACCUGCAGGCCCCUUCCGUAGGACAGGAUGAGUUCCAUCCAUUCAUUGAGGCCCUCCUACCGUUCGUGAAGUCUUUCUCGUACACGUGGUUCAACCUACAAGCCGCCAAGAGGCGUUAUUACAAGAAGCACGAGAAGCGGAUGAGUCUCGAAGAGGAACGCCAGUGCAAGGAGGAGCUCCAGAACGAGAAGCUGGAGGUAAAACAGAAAUGGGCCUCGCCUUUAGGAAAAUUACGAAAAGAUAUCACGCAAGAGUACCGAGAGGACUUCGUGUUAAGUAUCACGGGGAAGAGGCCAGCCAUGUGUGUCCUAAGUAAUCCUGAUCAGAAGGGUAAAAUGCGUCGCAUCGAUUGCCUGCGUCAAGCCGAUAAGGUAUGGAGGUUGGAUCUGGUAAUGGUGAUCCUGUUCAAGGCAAUUCCGUUGGAGUCGACGGACGGGGAACGGCUGGAAAAGACUGCGGAAUGUGCUCAGCCGGGUCUCUGCGUCAACCCCUAUCACAUCAACGUCUCCGUCCGGGAACUCGAUCUCUACCUCGCCAAUUUUAUCACCAGCCAUGAGGUCCUAAAUGGCAUCUGUAACGCGAGCAAAGAAGAAGAGAGGCGGCGAAAAGGUACAGGCUACCACGAACUAUAUAACGGUGUUGUCUGCAAUGACACGAUCCUAGCGACAGGUGUCUUCAGCUCCAAGGAGCUCUGGAUGCUUUCAAAAGCGUCCAUACUGCAUGACCUCAGCGACAUGCAGCCUCAAAUAAACGCGAUCAAAAUAGAGCACCCGCCGUACUACUGCAGCAGCUACACCCCUCCGUCCGCAGCCACGGCCGCGGAUCAUGCUCAGCCAGCGGCUAGCUUCAGCCCACCACCGGUGCACCAGCUCAUACGGAACGACAAGACUGAAAAAGCCCCGACGGUUUCCGUUUCGAGUGCGCCGACCUUCUCGCCGGUCCUCAGGCCCGAGGAUGGUCAUCGUGGAAUGGACUCUCCGCACUCGCAGACGGGAUUGCACUCUCCUCACGAAGGACUGGCCGGUGGUUCCGGUCAGAGCAUGUCCGGGCUAGCCUACUACCAGCCAGAGCAUCCUGCCUCCAGCGGGGUGGUCAAGUACCCCGAGAACGGUCACGACACCCUCUCCGAUUUCGUGACGUUCGUUUGUCAGGAGGCGGAGAAUACUCAGCAGUUGCCCCAGGCGCAGCUAGCCGGACCCCGCACUGGUAUACAAAAGUUCUCACAGUAUUAUCCGAGCUCGAUGCUGCCACCGCCCCCGCCAGCCCCGAUGGCGAGGCCGGUCGCCAUCAUAAGGUCGACCGGCGAGUUAACAGUCGCCAGCUCGAACUCACCCCCAACCUCGUCAACCUCGCCAACCGACCCCUCCGAACUGGCCUCCAGUCAAGAGCAGAUGGCCGCAGCGGCCGCUGUCGGCCUGGUCAGUUCCGGUUGCCAGAGUUCCGUCGAUCCUGCCGGAAGGAAGAGCCCAGCCAGGAUCCUGGUAACGGCACCCCACACCAGCAGGGAAUACACCUUUGCUCACUUUCACUCCCAACCCGGGCAACAAAUAUUCACGUAUCCUACCAUCAGCUCCAUGUCGGGGGUGAUCUCCCCGACGAACCUCUCCCUUUUCUCGUCGCCGGUGUCGGUGACGAGGCCAGUCGCUACCCAGAGAUCGGUGUCCAACGUGCCACCUCGCUGGAACACUGCGCCGUUCAUCAACCUCGAGGAUGACUACAACAUGAUCGCCCCGAUCAUCACAGGAACCGCCAGCGAGCCGCCAUCCACCAUGGACGAAGAACGAUACUUCCAUCCAGUGCACACGAGCAGCGUGGUGGACAAGAGCGGUGCUGGUAACAUGAUGAGCACAGACCUAGGGGACCCCACGUCGCAUCACCAUCAGCAACAGCAGCAAUCGCAGCAGCAACAACAACAGCAAUCGCAGCAGCAACAACAAACGCAGCAACAACAGCAGCAGCAGCAGCAACAAGUGAUGCAGGACAAGAGCGGCAGACCGAAGUCUCCCCCGUGACACUGGAGGCUUAGAGCGGAAAGUCUCGAGAAGCUCGCAUGUUCCACGGGGUCGUUACUCACCACCGCGUACGAUAAUAACCCUGAGCCGGAGGGGAAUCGCCAGGAUUCCUCGUGUCGUGUUCAGCUUCGCGACCUAAGCCUGCGGAGAAUCGAGUGCCUGAGAGUCUGAUCGUAGUUUAAGCGGACACAGUCGAGGGAUCGAGGCGCUUCCGGCAUAGCGGCCCACCCGCCACUCUCGAGACUAAACUGAGACCAGGGUCGAUCGAUCGUUGGUCGAGCCUUGCCACCCGCCAGGCUAACUCUUUAACCCUCUGAGGGACACCGCUUCGAAAAGUUCCUACCUUUCGUGCUUCUAUUCCGUAUAGAUUUUUCCUUUCGUUAGAAAACCUACCUACGUUCUGUGUGUUUCAAAUGGUACGACUUAGCUAACUGUUACUCUAACUUGGGAUCAAAGGACUUAGCUUUUAGAUUUAUCAAAAUUUAUUAACAAUAGUGUCAAUAUUGUUUCUGACAGAGAAUUUGUCUUAAGAAUGAAGGACGCACUUUGACCUCAGGGGGUUAACGUAUUCGGUCAAUUAUUACUUCCGCUCGUCGGUGCGACGGUCUCCGCGCCACCGGAAGCGUCGUUUUCCUCUCUCGAAACACUGUUAAUUUGUAACUUUCUCUCCCUCUCUCUCUCUCUCUCUCUCUCUCUCUCUUGAAUGUCCUCGAAGGACGUGAGUAAGGACCCCCAUUUCGCCACCUAAUCGAAAGCGUCUCCGAUCGGUCGCCGAUCGGUCCCGUCGACUACGCCGCAGACGAUUCAAACACCAAACACAAACAAGAUGAAAGAGAGAACUAAGUAGAGUAAUCGUUUCUCGCGCGUUUUUAUAAACGAAUCUAUUUCUAUUCUUCCUGCUUCGAGGCCCUUCCGAAAGCGUUUUUGUACAUACACGCGAGACUCUUCGACGGCUAAGCUCAGCCUCGCCGUCGCGGUAUUUUGUAACAUUUUAGAGGAUUCUAGAGUGUAGUAGUGUCGAAAGGGAACCAAGGAACUUCCGGUUCCCUGUGAAAUUCUCUUCCAGGUGAAGGUUCAGAGCAGGCCUGCAAAGCAAGAACUUUAGUGUGCUUUACCUCGUACGAUACCAAUGUAAACUUAAUCUACCCUUAAUCACUAUUCUCUAGUGGCUAUAAUUUGGUAGCUUCCCGUCACUAUAGUUUACUAACGUUACUCUAUAUUUUAUAACUUAGCGUUCCAAUGUAAACUAAGCUUUGAAGCCAAAUCUCCAUGAAAAAGCUACUAUGAUAUUGAUUCAGACAACUUGUGCAGCAGGCCUGGUUUAGAAUAAACCAUCGAGGAGAAAAAUGAAUGAUAAAAGAAAAAAUGAAAAAAGAUUUUCUAGUGCCAAUUUUUCGAGUAGCUUAUAAAUAUUAUAACGAAAUUAUAAUUUUCUAUUAUAUUUUUUUAUAAUAUUUAUGAAGGAACACACACGCUUGUUUAGACGCGUCCGCGGAAGUGGUUUUUUUGUAGUCGAGGCAGAGGCUUCUUCUUCUUGGAGCGUUUUUAAGAAAACCCAGAGAAAGAGAACAAGAAGAGAAUAAAAAAAUGAAAUGAAUAUAAUGAUAAUAAUUAUUGUUAUUAUAGAAGAAGGUCGAGGGGAUCCGAUCGACGAGUCCGGUGGAACGGAUGGUAAAACCGGUCCACGAACCACGGAUAAUAAAUAUUAAUUAUUGAAUAACUUUCUAAUUGUAUUGUUAAAUUAAAUAAUAAUCGCCUAAAUGCUCAGGCUAGUGCUAACACUAGUGAACACAACGAGGAGAAAUGAAAACAGAGAGGAAGACUAGCUGCGGACUAGUCACCAGAGGCUGCUAGUUAGAAACAAAGUGAAUAUUUAAUAUUGAAUUUAUUAUCGAGAAUAGAGUACAGAAAAAAUGAGAAAGAUACACGUUCAACUGCUGCGAGUACGACGAAGACGAUAGAGGAGGAAGAGGAAGAGCGAAGAUGGAAGGCGAAGAAUGCAAAUGGAAGUAGACGAAUGGGAAAACGAAGAAGAUGGACGAUAUUCGAGAUAGUGAGAGAUCUAUAGUUAUUAACUAUUUAGAAAUUUAGUGGUUAACGUCGCGUGACGAGAUAUAUUAUUAAUUGUAACAUCGAACUCGACAACAACGAAGGUCCUAGCCUACAGGGUGCUUCAUAAUAUGUGCGACUCGCUUUAAUCUCAAAGAGAUGAUAUAAAACGUGUAACGAAAGUUCUUUUAUUUUACUAUGCGAUAGAGUUUAACUCGUUUAUUUAAUAAAACGUUAGUUCGUCAUCGGUUAAAGGUGUAAAACGUAAGGUUGGUCACAUACGCGAUGAAACACCCUGUACAUAUUAUUAUUAUUGUCCAAAGUGCUUUCCGUCGACUGUACGUUAAAGAGACUUUCAUUUUUCUUUUCUCUUGGAAUUGACCCCUUUCCCUGCUAGCGGAGGAGGAUGGAAACAAAGGGUCUGUAAAUUAUACGUUAUUGUUAAUGAAAAUAACGAUUCGAAUGUUUCGUUUGAACGGUGGUUAACGUUGGAAUUAGUAGUAGUUUGAAUAAUCGUGAUCCUGGCAGCGUGAGGUACACGAACCUCGAGGAACGACACGGUUCUUCGUUGGAGUUUUGUAAAGUGACAUUUAAGUACUUAUUUCUCUGUUCGAGUGAUGGUUGAAAGGGUGCGCUGCGUCUUGCCCAUUAGCGACUACUUCGAUCCCAAUGUGCAAAUUCAUCGAUACAAAGAGAUUGGCUAAUUCUAAGUUGACGCGAUGAUUAAUUCAAGAAAAUAAGAUGACUAUCGUUCAACAGCCA